Messenger RNA from Colletotrichum orchidophilum, 1350 nucleotides. RefSeq lists its product as uncharacterized. The coding region runs from base 1 to 1350 and encodes 449 amino acids. Lineage: Eukaryota; Fungi; Ascomycota; Sordariomycetes; Glomerellales; Glomerellaceae. The transcript is spliced from 2 exons. The record is from RefSeq and is a predicted model, not a curated record.
AUGAGAGGAACAGAGGCAUCGGUGCUGGUCCUCUCGGGCCUCGCAGUGUUGGCGAGUGCCAAAGAGUUGCAGAUCGACGACGUCCCCGUCGAAUGCGCAACAAUAUGCGGACCCAUUGUCGAGUUGACAUUCAAAUGCGACGUCGACAACAGCUUUGACGAGCUCAAGCGACUAAAGAGGAGGAAGGUCGACGCACCGCAACAGAGACCGCCGCCCGAGAGACGACGGCACGCCAGAAAACCAUCACCAGCAAACGCACGCGGCGUCGUACGCCGCCAUCACCACCGCGAUUCCAACCAAGAAGACGCGGUGGAGAUGUCGACGCCCUCCCUGGAUCAGCCUCAAGCCACCAAUGUCGUCGAGGUGCAACAACCUCCUCAAGAUGUGCAGCAGCCUGCCCAAGACGCGCAGCAGCCGGUUGCAGAUGCUACGCCGGUCUUCAUCGCUACGCUACCCUUUGCUGCCCCCUUGCCGGAUCCUCAGCUAAGCACGCCGGAUCCUCAGCUGAGCACAUCGGAUGCCCAGAGCACGCCUACGCCCUCAGCGCCGCCUCCUCCGCCGCAAGCAACGCCGUCGAUAGAUCCCCCACCGCAGUUACCUCCGCCUGCGCCUGUCCUGAUCACUUCAACAGUGUUCCUGACGGUGCCGGUGCCAACGGUACCCACUCCGGCGCCGCCGCCCCCGCCGCCUCCCCCGGUAAAGGCCCCGCCCCCCGUCCAGGCCCCACCUCCGAUUCAAGCUCCGCCCCCAGUCCAGGCCCCUCCCCCUGUGCAGGCGCCGCCGCCGGUGCAGCCGCCUCCGGUAAUCACAGUCCCGCCACCACAGCAACCUCAACCUUCACCGCCACCACAGCAAUCAACUCCGUCGUCCUCCCAGCAGACCACGCCCCCGAUGCUCCAGCCAACACCACCGCAACAGCUCCAACCCCCCCAAGCGUCCAUGAGCAUCCCGGCCGCAAUGCCGGUCAUGGGCGGCGGGCCCGAGAAGCAGCCGGAUAAGAAGCCGGAUGCCAAGUCGCCUAAUGACCGGGAAGAAGCCGAGAAGCAGUGCACUUGCUCAAACAAGAGCUUUGAUGUGCAGUUGCUGGCUGGGCUGUGCCAGAGUUGUAUUCAACAGUCUGGAAACCGGGCAAAUAACCUGGAUUUCAUCAUGAAGGAGUGCAACUUUGUGGCAUCGACGUACACGCGCGAUAAAGAUCGGCUCGUCGACAACAUCCGCGUGGUCGCGGAAAAGCCAUUCUUGACGUCUAGCGGAAACGUCAUGGCUGAUGCGGGGAGGGUCGGGGCUGGAUGCGCUGCUGCGGCUGCGGUGGUUGUCAGUCUUGUGGCUGGGAUGACGCUGCUUUUGUAG